Messenger RNA from Schistocerca piceifrons (Central American locust), 870 nucleotides. Its product is annotated as Down syndrome cell adhesion molecule-like protein Dscam2. Gene Ontology annotation, cellular component: axon; plasma membrane. The transcript is spliced from 4 exons. Gene Ontology annotation, molecular function: cell-cell adhesion mediator activity. NCBI's taxonomy places the organism in Eukaryota, Metazoa, Arthropoda, Insecta, Orthoptera, Acrididae. The coding region runs from base 1 to 870 and encodes 289 amino acids. Gene Ontology annotation, biological process: homophilic cell-cell adhesion; axon guidance; dendrite self-avoidance. The record is from RefSeq and is a predicted model, not a curated record.
AUGCAGGCAGGCAGUGCGUCUGCGAAGAGCCGCUUGUCGGUGUCGGGCGCGCGGCCAGAGGACGGCGGGCUGUACGAGUGCGUGGCCAGCAACGCGGUGGGCACUGCCCGCCACAGCGCGCCGCUGCGCGUGCUGGGCCCGCCCCACGUGCGGCCCAUGCAGGAUCGCCGCGUCGUCGCCAGGGCCGACGCCGUCUUCCACUGCCGCGUUACCGGAUACCCCAUCAGCGAGAUACGCUGGGAGCGCGAAGGGAGAUCUCUACCAGAAAACCAUCGCCAACAAAUCUUUCCUAAUGGAACCCUAAUAAUUAAGGAUAUUCAGAAGCAAGCUGAUGAGGGAGGAUAUGUCUGUAUUGCAACAAAUCCCGAUGGUCACACUUCCAGAAGCAAGUUAAAUAUUCAAGUUCUUGAACCACCUGAAAUUGACCCCAUAGCUGUGAAGUCAGAUUUACAAGAAGGAAUGAGAAUGCAUCUUACAUGCGUUGUCAGGAAAGGAGACUUUCCUAUCAGCAUUCAUUGGUUAAAGGACGGAGCUGUUAUUUCCCGAGACCAGGAAAUAUCUGCAAAGCCAUAUGAUGAAUAUUCCAGCAUACUCAGCUUUACUCGACUUGCUAUUAGGCAUACUGGAAAUUAUACCUGUCAAGCAACCAAUGCUGCUGCUGUAACAAAUUAUACAGUGGAAAUAAUUGUUAAUGAUCCACCAUCAUGGAAAGUAGAGCCAACUGAUGCAGAAACAGUGGCAGGAAAAUCAAUUAUUCUUCCAUGUGCUGCAGAGGGAUCUCCAACUCCCCUAAUAAUGUGGAAGAGAGAUACUGGAGCUAUACCUCCCCUUUAUCAAGAACUUAACCAUUUAAUGAAGAACUAUAAGUGA